UUUACUUGACAUUGCGUGGAAGCACCAAAAAUAGAGUAAAAAGAAAAAAGGAAAUAUGGGACAGUUCAACCGUCACGCGGGAAGCAUUUCCAUUUCCAUUUCCAUUUCCUCUGCCACUGUUUCACUUCCUCUUUAUUAAAACUUGCUCUUGAAAAAACCCCAUUCUUCACAAUCUCUUCAUUUUCUAUUCCUCUCUCUGCAAAACUCUGGAAAAGAAAAAAAAAAAAAAGAAUAGAAAUGUACAAAUCGAAGUUGCAGGAGCUGUGCCAGCAAAGGCAAUGGGCAUUGCCAAGGUAUUCCUCUAUGAAAGAUGGCCCUGACCAUAACCCUUCUUUCAAAGCGUCUGUUUUUUUAAACGGCACGUCGUUUCACUCCUCUGCCUCAUGCAAAUCCUGUAAAGAAGCCCAAAACGACGCCGCUAAGUCCGCUUUCCUUCACUUCGGUUUUUCUUCUUCUUCCCCUGCUGCUACCCCAAAUCCUGCUCAAGAGGUUGAUUUGGGAUUUUACAAGAAUCUAUUGCAAGAGUUAACUCAGAGAGAAGGAUUGAGUACACCAGAGUAUCUGACAACGAAAUGUGGUGUGCCUCACAGGCCAACAUUUUUUUCUAGUGUGGAAGUGGAAGGAGAGGCUUUUUAUGGGAAAGGAGGGAAGUCCAAGAAGGAAGCUGAGAUUAACGCUGCUAAAGUUGCUUACACCAAUCUAAUUGAGUGUAAGUCGAUUGUUUUUUUAAUUAAUUUUUAUUCCUUUAUUUUUACUAGUAUUAUGGUACCAAACUACCCAUGUUUACAGGUUAGGAGCUCUAAGUUAUGCUCAACUAAAAACUUGGCAGAUGAAGUGCAAGAAAUGAAAGCAGGAGAGAAGGUGUUGGCCAAUUCUACAACCAGUCCUGACAACUCUGCUUCUUGCUCUAAAUCUGUGCCUGUCUCACCUAAAGAAGGCUCGUUAUCUUCUAAAAAUGUUAUUAAUGGCUUACAAGGUGAACCUCUCAAAUCCAUGUCUAGCUCAGACUUGCCUACUGCCGUAGAAAAUGAAGAAAAUGCAGAAGAAAUUAAAUCUGUGAAAGCGGGAGGAAAAGUACCAGCCAAAUAUGCCUCAACCAGUUCUGACGACUCAGCUUCUUGCUCUAAAGCUGUGCCUGUCUCACUCAAAGAAGGCUCAUUGUCUUCUACAUCAACACAUCUUGACAUUUCAGCUCUCUCAAUUUCAGACUCAAAUAAGAAGGAUUCAGGAUUGAGAAGUUAUUUACUUAACAACAGGUUUAGAGUCUAUCCAUGCUUUCCUGACAUUGCAUUUCCAAAAGGUAUCACUGUACUGCCUAUCAGUGAGGACAAAUGGGUGGCUGUGAGCUUGGAAUUCCCAAAUGAAAAAGAUGAUUGAUCCAUCUGUUGGAGGUGCUUGUUAGUAUGAUCAUUUAAGUGACUUUUUAUAUCUGUUCUUUAGUAAAUGUAAAAAGGAACUCCAUCUUUUUAUCCUGUUGGAAUGGUAUUGUGUUAAAAAGGGCUUUGAUGAAGAUCAUUUUACUUUAAUAUUCCUGAAACUUUAGCGUUUAUUUGGCCCAGCUUGUGAAAAGAAUUUAUCUAA
Durio zibethinus is the source of this 1581-nucleotide messenger RNA. NCBI's taxonomy places the organism in Eukaryota, Viridiplantae, Streptophyta, Magnoliopsida, Malvales, Malvaceae. The record is from RefSeq and is a predicted model, not a curated record.